Trichomonas vaginalis G3 is the source of this 1014-nucleotide messenger RNA. Its product is annotated as spectrin binding. The transcript has a single exon. NCBI's taxonomy places the organism in Eukaryota, Parabasalia, Trichomonadida, Trichomonadidae. Gene Ontology annotation, biological process: positive regulation of transcription by RNA polymerase II. Bases 1 to 1014 code for a protein of 337 amino acids. Gene Ontology annotation, molecular function: transcription cis-regulatory region binding; protein binding. Gene Ontology annotation, cellular component: nucleus. The record is from RefSeq and is a predicted model, not a curated record.
AUGAAAUGUCUCCAUCUUGCAUGCUUAGGCGGAAAUAAGGAUAUCUUGACUGAAUGCAUGCAUGAAAGAAGACCAGAUCAAAAAUGCAUGAUAUAUGCUAUUAAUGCUCAUAACUUUGAACUGGCAUUAUUCUUGAAGAUGACAAGUGGUCUCAAAAUUGAUUUGAUGGAAGGAAUAUUGAUCAAUUCAAACUUCCCAAUAUACGCCCUCUAUUUGGAUGUAACAAAUGAUCUCGAUACUCUCUUUGUUUAUUCUCCAUUGUUCAAACUUGCAUCAUUGAGCGAAUAUCUUCUUUCCCAUGGAGCAAACUUCAAUGCAAAAUCAGAACGUGGAACAACUGCCUUGCAUUAUGCCGCAAUGAAGAAUAACUGUACUAUUAUUAAGAAUCUAAUUUCACUUGGAGCAAAUGUCAAUGUAAGAGAAAUUGAGGGAAGAUCGCCACUUCAUUAUGCGGCAUGCGGUAACAGUAAAGACGCAAUUGAAUUAUUGAUUAAUCAAGGAGCAAAUAUUGAAGCUGAAGACAUAUUUAAACUCGCUCCACUUCAUAUUUCUGUGAAAGAAGCUGCAAAGGAAGCUGCAGAAGCUUUGCUUUCUCAUGGAGCCAAUAUCGAAGCUCAAGAUAAGGAUGGCAUGAUACCACUUUUCCAUGCAUUUAAGCUCGAAUCCAAGGGCAAAGAAAUGAUUGAUUUAUUAAUUGCACAUGGAGCAAAUGUCAAUGCAAAAUUGCAAGAUGGUAAAUCGCUUCUUUGUUAUGCAAUAUUAAAUGCAAAUAAAGAAAUGGUUGAAACCUUAAUCAAAGCAGGUGCAGAUGUUAACACUCCAGAUAACUUUAGCGUUCGACCACUUCAUAUGGCCUCUUUCCGUGAUUUACAAGAAAUUGCAAAAAUUCUUGUUGAUCAUGGUGCAGAUAUAUUUGCAGAAGAUGAUGAAGGGCAUAAUUCAAUUCAUUAUGCUAAAGAAGGCAAUAGCAAUAAUGUUUUGAACUAUUUCAAAACAUGCACAUCAACUCAUUGA